AUGGAUCUUCCAAGUUGCGCGCUGCCGUGCCUAAUCUCGGCCGUGGGCAACUCAACAUGCGCCCUCACCGAUACAGCCUGUGUCUGCGGGACUCCCCAGAUCGCAGCACAGCUCGAGCCAUGCAUUAUGGCUGCAUGCACCGUCAAGGAAGCCUUGACGUCGAAGAACAUGACCUACACGAUGUGCGAUUACCCAGUGAGCGACGACACAGCGGUGUUUCCCAUUACGAAUAUCGUCGGGAUAGUGGUUGCAAUUGUCGCGGUGCUUAUGCGCCUCGCGAAUCGGGCGCUGGAUAGGAGGUUAGCGCUGGAUGAUUAUAUCUUGAUUUUUACGCUGCUCCUUGCUGCUGGGAUCUCGGGCAUUGGAAUCGAGCUCCGCAACUACGGCCUAGGCAAAGACAUGUGGAGAAUCCCCUUCGACGACAUCCGCCAGAUCCUCAAGCUGUUCUUCAUCGAGGAGGAAAUGUACUGCGUGUGCAUCGCCACAAUCAAGAUCUCGAUUCUAUGUCUGUAUCUCAACAUCUUCCCGAAUCGCGGCGUGCGCAUCGCAACAUACAUCAUGCUGGCCAUCUCGCUCGUCUGGGCGAUUGUGAGCUUCUUCGUCCUCCUCUUCUCGUGCUCGCCCAUCAGCUACUACUGGGAUAUGUGGGACGGCGAGCACACCGGGAAGUGCAUGAGCCAUGAUAAGAUCCUGGUGGCGCACUCGGUCUCGAAUAUCGUGCUGGAUGUCUUGAUUGUGGCCAUUCCGAUGCCGACCCUGGCGACCCUGCAUAUGCCCCUCGAGAAGAGAUUGGGUGUUUGUGUCAUGUUUGCCGUGGGGAUUGUCGUCACGGUAAUCAGCAUCUUCCGCCUCGUCGAAACAGUCGGCUUCAACCAAACUACCAACCCAACACGCGACUUCGUCCCCGUCGGCAUCUGGUCCCUGCUCGAAUUCGACGUCGCCAUAAUGUGCGCCUGCAUGCCCGCAAUCCGCUCGCUGAUAAUCCGCAUCUACCGCGGCCAAUUCAAACCACACAUCACAGCGCUCACAAACAGUCUCUCGGGCUCGACGCGGUUCAGCAGUAACAAUAAUUCCAAGAACGGCAGUGAUUCGAGGACGAGGGUCUCGCAUAAUCUAUCCGCGUCGUUGUCUGGGUCGAAAGCACGCGGCAAGGGCCCGGAUGAUGCUGUGGGCCCCUUUAUUCGGCUGGAUGAUGUGGGGACGACGGCUGAUGCUUAUUAUAAUGGUGCUGGGGUUGGGCGUAAUGGUCGUGUUGGUGGCGGUGGCGGUGGUGGUGGUGCUGGGCGUGGAUAUCCCGGUGAUAUAGAUCUAUCUGGACCGCCCCCUGGGAGUCCCGGGGUGGGACCGGCGCCUGUGCCUGGGCCUGUGCCUGUGCAGAGUCCGAGUAGAAGUUAUUUUAAGCGCUGGAGUUUGUUCUCGAGGAAGUCGAGUGAGCCGCCUCAGACACCGAUGCUGCCGCCUGCGCCGACGUCGCCGAGUGCGACGUAUUUGGUGAGGUGA
This is a messenger RNA of Aspergillus puulaauensis, 1500 nucleotides long. RefSeq names its product CFEM domain-containing protein. The record is from RefSeq and is a predicted model, not a curated record. The coding region runs from base 1 to 1500 and encodes 499 amino acids. The transcript is spliced from 7 exons. Lineage: Eukaryota; Fungi; Ascomycota; Eurotiomycetes; Eurotiales; Aspergillaceae.